Messenger RNA from Daktulosphaira vitifoliae (grape phylloxera), 3508 nucleotides. It is a transcript of the gene PIG-V, whose product is annotated as GPI mannosyltransferase 2. Bases 120 to 1442 code for a protein of 440 amino acids. The record is from RefSeq and is a predicted model, not a curated record. Gene Ontology annotation, biological process: GPI anchor biosynthetic process. NCBI's taxonomy places the organism in Eukaryota, Metazoa, Arthropoda, Insecta, Hemiptera, Phylloxeridae. Gene Ontology annotation, molecular function: GPI mannosyltransferase activity; alpha-1,6-mannosyltransferase activity. The transcript has 2 exons. Gene Ontology annotation, cellular component: mannosyltransferase complex; endoplasmic reticulum membrane.
AAUAUUAUCAUUAGUAUUUGUUAUUAUAUUAAUAAAUUGAAUAUUACUUUUAACAUCUAUUUCAAUGAUAAUUUUAUUAAUAUGUAUCAAUUUACCUAGUUUAUUUUGCUUGAUUAGACAUGAAUGAAAAAAAGAUUAAUUCGAAGACUUGUCGAAAAACAUUGUGGUAUUUAGCAAUAUAUAGUCGCUUGGCAGUGUUAUUGUUCCAGUAUAUUUGCAAUACUAUAAUUCCUGAUCAUAAAGCUCAAGGUGUAUUCAUUUCUCCCAGUACUGAAUAUUCAGAUGACUCGAUAUUUGACCGUACAGUGGCUCAUUUACUUGAUGGUUUCCUUCGUUGGGAUGCUCAAUAUUUUCUACACAUCUAUAAGUAUGGCUAUACAUAUGAAAAUUCUUUAGCAUUUUUUCCAUUUUAUCCAAACUUAUUAUGGAUUUUAACUUAUAUUAUUCCUGGUAAUCUUAAUACAUUGUUUAUAAUAUCUGGAGUGGUAGUAAAUAAUAUUUUAUUCAUAGUUACUACAAUUAUCCUAUUUGACUUAACAUUAACUGUACAUAAAAAUAUAGAAUUAUCUCUUAACUCAUCAAUUCUUUUUUGUAUAAAUCCAGCUGCAAUUUUUUUUUCAGCUCCUUAUUCAGAAUCUUUAUAUGCAUUUACUACAUUUUAUGGCAUGUACAAUGUGUACAAAAAUAACAUUUGGAAAUCUUCAAUACUUUUUGGUAUAUCUGUCAUGACUAGAUCUAAUGGCAUUCUAAAUGCAGGUUUCCUUCUAUACUUGAUGAUUCAUUCUGCUGCUAAAAGAAAAUAUAAAUUAAUAUUAAAAACAUUUUUUGGAGUUCUAUUUAUAUUUUUUUGCUUUUCAAUCUACCAAAUUUAUUGCUCUUAUUUAUUUUGUAUUCCUCGAGAAAUUAAAUAUGAUAUUAAUGUUGUAAAUUAUGCUCUUAAACACAAUUUAUUCAUGCCAAAUAAUCAUACUAUAGCAGAAUGGUGUGGAAAAAAACUAGCAUAUACUUAUGUUCAGGAUAAGUAUUGGAAUGUUGGUUUUCUGCGUUACUUUAUGUUAAAACAAAUUCCAAAUUUUAUUUUGGCAUUUCCUUGCAUAUUCCUAAUAUUAAACUUUGGGAUCAAUUAUUUCUAUACAAAUCGAUCGCACAUAAUUAAUUUAGGUAAAAAAAAAAAUGAUUUUGCAUUUAUUGUACAUGCUGUAUUUUUGACAGUGUUUUGUAUAUUUUAUAUUCAUAUUCAAGUAACUACUCGAAUGCUGGCUUCCUCUAGCCCUGUCUUAUAUUGGACAUGUGCAAAAUACUUUAAAUUUCCAAUUUACAAAUCAAAAUUUUUUUUAGCUAGGAUUUUGAGUGAUAAAAAAUGUAGUUUAGUUUUUUUUUAUUUUGUUUUAUAUUUUAUUUUUGGUACAGCUCUUUUUGUAAACUUUUAUCCUUUUACAUAACUCAUAAAUUAGAAUAUAAAAUAUUUAUUGAGAGAAUUAUCUAUGAUAAUUAACAUUUAUUAUAUAAUUUUCUUUUGAAAAUAUUAUAAUUGAUCUCAAAAAUUGUGAUUAAAAACAUUGUGUUUUAUAAUGUAAUAUAAAAUGUCGUCAUUAAUUGUUUAAAGCAAUAAAAUUGUUUUCAAUUUACAAUGAAAUUAGUUAUGGUAUUCUUAUAUGUGAUUAUUAAUGUGAAUUUUAAAGAGUUAUUAUUUUUUAGUAUAGCUUAUAUAGUAUGCGUAAUACCAUUUCUUUUGAAAUAUUUUUAUAAUCAAAAUUAAAUAUAUUAAUGUUAAAUUUGUUACUAGAAACUAGUAAUAUUAUUUUUUUAUUAAUACCUUUUUAUAUUAUUUCUUUAUUUACUGUAAUUUUAACAUGGGUCAUUAUAUAUUUGAAUCACUUUUUGGUCACAUAGUCACUCUAGAUUUGUAACAUAUUUCUACUUUUAUUUAUGUGUAUGAAGCUUUUUAAAGAAUGCGGUCCAAGGAAGUGCAUUUAUUGCUUUACUCCUUUGUCGGCCAUAAUAUUUAUUUGGAUACACUGUAAAAUUAAAAAAUAAUCAUUUUAAAAAGUACAGUGAUUUGUACUUGAUUAAAUCAAAAUUUUAUAUAAUUUUAGGGAUGUAUUAUUUUUUAAAACCAUUGUGAUAUUAAUUUAGUUAAAUGAUUGCUGGUUAUAUUGAACAUUUAAUAAUUCAAAAUUAAAUGUUCGUGUGCAAUAAGUGCACACAUUUAGUAUGUUAAAAUUUAUUAUAAAUUUAAAAAAGUAUAAAAUCAGUAAUAUUAUUAUGUAUAGAUUAUUCUUAUAGUAAAAACUUUGAAAAUAUUUAUAUAGAAUAUUUCAGAAAGAAAAAUCUAGUGUAUUUUUAUGUACUGAGUGUUUCAAAAAAUAAGACUUGUAUUUUUUUAUUUAUAUUAAAAAAAAAUAUUUUUUUUUAAGUAUAAAUACCUGAUGUAAGUUAGAAGAAUACAUACAUGACACAAUUUCAAAAUCAAAAACAUUUCAAUGUUUUUCAUAUUACUAUUAAUAUAAAAGUUGUGUAAGAUAAUGUAUGUUCUUACUACUUAUAUUAUAUAUGUUUUAUUAUUAAAUUAAUUUAUAACACAUGUUUAUUAACAUUGAGAUCAUUCUGAUAUGACAAUUCUACUUCUCUGAUAAAGUAUAACAUUACUUUGUCAUUAACACAAAGCAAUAUUAUUUAAUUUUUCACUAUUAACAAUGGUACAUGAUUGUCUGUGUCCUCCAGGUAAUUAAAACUUAUACAAGGAGAUAGGAACAAUAUUUAAACUUUGAGUAGAAUCCAAUUUUUGGUUUUGACCAAGAUUCCUAAAUAUUGAAUAGACUUCUAACACUUCUUAUUAAAAACUUUAAUUUGAUUUAAAAAUAGCACAUCAAAAGAUUGAUUAUUGUUCAUAAUUUAAUUUAUAUACAUUUUUUUAAGAAUUCGAAUAUUUUAAAUAAAUUUAUCGUUAUGUUAAAAUUCCUAAAAAUAUUUUAAAUUUGCUUUUCUGACCGUUAUUCAUUUUUAGAUAUUUUAUAAAAUAAUUGAAAAUUAGUGUUUUCUCCGAUUUUUGAAAUACAUAUUUCUACUAGUUCAAAUAUGAGUUCUCAUGAUAUGUUUAUCAACAAAAUCGGUCUAGUGAUAGGUAAGCAUUUGUAUAAAGAGUCAAAUCUGCGAAAUAUUCUAAAAUUUGUAAAAUAUCUAUUACUCUUGAACAUAUAAACAUACAUAUAAAAUUUUACUGAAUUUCAAUAAAAAAGUUGAUAAAAAUGCGUUCCUUAAAAAUUAAAUGAUAAAAGAAGUCAAAAGAAGUUUAGGUUAAAUUUUUAUUUAAUAUUGAAAAAAAUAACACCAUUAACAAAAUUUUUUUUCUGAAAAAUAGUAUUAUUGAUUCUUACUAUUAUUUAUUUAUUUUUUGAACAAAAAAUGUCUAUUUAGUCUUACAUACUUAUUUAAAUAAUUACUGUUAUACUUAUUUAUUACAAUAUUUAUACUAAUGCUAAAAAAAUGUACAACAAUGAAUUUUUCU